AUGGCUGGACCAUGGACUUUACAACCAGGACAAUCUCAAGGAUCAAUUCCAACAUGGGCAACAAAACCAACAGUUGUUAAUUGUGAAGUUGAUGGGGGUGGUGUUGGUACAAUUCAAAUGCAAGCUGGAGUCUCACCAGCUGAACAGGAUACAUUUAAUGACUUUGGCGAAUAUGACCGUAGUUUUGGAGGAUUUGAAUUAACCUUAACAAACAAAGGUUCAACUGUUUUGACUUGCAAUACUGUUUAA
This is a messenger RNA of Dictyostelium discoideum AX4, 249 nucleotides long. RefSeq lists its product as hypothetical. The record is from RefSeq and is a predicted model, not a curated record. The transcript has 3 exons. NCBI's taxonomy places the organism in Eukaryota, Evosea, Eumycetozoa, Dictyosteliales, Dictyosteliaceae. The coding region runs from base 1 to 249 and encodes 82 amino acids.